Plenodomus lingam JN3 is the source of this 1068-nucleotide messenger RNA. RefSeq lists its product as uncharacterized. Lineage: Eukaryota; Fungi; Ascomycota; Dothideomycetes; Pleosporales; Leptosphaeriaceae. The record is from RefSeq and is a predicted model, not a curated record.
AUGGCAAGUGCCAAGAACGCAGUCAGCCAGAGUGCAGUGGCCGUGGGACUGGCCGAUCUGCAGAAUGACAAUGUCGACUUCUCUCUCCUGGAAGAGGCUUUUGGAUCCUCCAGUCUCGGCAUCGUUCUCGUGAGAGAUCUUCCGCCAAGAUUUCACGAGCUGAGACAUAAGCUGCUCUCUUACGCCUCUGCCUUGGGUAAUCUUCCUCGGGACGAGCUGGAGAAGCUCGAGUCUCCAGCAUCCAAGUGGCUGGUGGGAUGGUCAUGUGGAAAAGAGACGCUGAAGGAUGGUCGUUACGACACCCUCAAAGGCUCGUAUUACGUCAACUGUGCAAGAGAGUUUGACCAUCAGCAAAAGUCGAUUGCUGAAAAGUAUCCAUCGUUCCCAGAAUAUACUGCACCCAAUGUCUGGCCUUCUGAAGAACUUCUACCGGGCUUUGAGGAGACUUUUCGCCAACUCUGCGAGCUCAUCAUCGGCAUUGCUGUUCUAGUGGCUCGCGCAUGUGACAAGUAUGCCGAAGCGAACAUUGAAGCAUAUCAAAAAGGCUAUCUCGAGCAUGUGGUCAAGACCAGUAUCUCGACCAAGGCUCGGCUUUUGCAUUAUUUCCCCAGUCCACACAACCCACUUGGCGAGUCUGGCGGCGAUGAGGAUGACUGGUGUGCAACACAUCUUGACCACGGUUGUCUCACAGGCUUAACGUCUGCCAUGUUUGUUGACGAGGCCGGCCAACCGCCCCAAACUGGAUCAGCAUUCUCGCCCCUCGAGGAAUUGGAAGGUUCACCAGACCCCAAGGCUGGGCUGUAUAUUCACUCGCGGACCGGCAAAGUGGUCAAGGUCAGCAUCCCGCGUAAUUGUCUCGCAUUCCAGACUGGCGAGGCUCUUGAGGUCAUCACUCACGGAAAAUUCAAGGCCGUACCCCACUUUGUGAGGGGCGCUGGUCCAGGGGUUGGCGGUAAAGUAGCGAGGAACACUUUGGCUGUCUUCACGCAGCCGAAUCUGUGGGACAAGGUCGACGAGCAUCGAGAUUUCGCAGCGUUUGCGCGGCAGAUUGUGGAAAAGAACCACUAA